This is a messenger RNA of Hemibagrus wyckioides, 1480 nucleotides long. It is a transcript of the gene map3k7cl, whose product is annotated as map3k7 C-terminal like. Lineage: Eukaryota; Metazoa; Chordata; Actinopteri; Siluriformes; Bagridae. Bases 398 to 829 code for a protein of 143 amino acids. Gene Ontology annotation, cellular component: nucleus; cytosol. The record is from RefSeq and is a predicted model, not a curated record. The transcript is spliced from 7 exons.
GUAUCUGUAGUCCUAGUGAGCAACCACACACACACACACACACACACACGCACGCACACUACUCUGCCAUGUUUCUGACGAGUAGCCGAGAUGAUUCUUAUGAAAACAGUCUUCUUCUCCUCUCUGGCCCUCAUUAACUGGCCCAGAUGAUUGUAUGAUUAGCUCACUCUGGAAAGCUCUAACACUUCCUGCACGCUCUUUCUGUGGAAGGAGUCACUCUUGAACCUUCUUAAGUUUAAGGACUUUCUCAGAAGUAAGCUUUUGUUGCCAGUGCAAAGACAGUGGAGACGUGUGACCUCACCCUCUGGCUCGGAGGGGCUCUACCUCUAAUUGUUUAAUCCCCGAUGCAGCUUUGGGCACAUGAUGAAAUCCAGUCAUUGCCCCUGAGAGGGAAUAAAUGAUCACCUCAGCAAGACGAUUCACCACAGACAAACCUGAAGUUCAAAUCUCCUUCAGCCUUGAUGAGUCCUCAGAGCUGACCGAUGCAGAGGAUCAAUUCCCAUCUUUCCCUGACCUUGAGCAACGCUUGCAGCCAGUGUUGCCAUGCCAAUCUCUAAAGGAGUCUGUCCAAGUCUACAGAGACCAUUGCAGAAUGGCGAAAGAGUUUCACCAGGUUAAAACAGAAAUCGCUCUUCUGGAAGACAGAAAAAGGGAUUUGAUAGCUGAGCUGGCUGAGGACGAGAAGGUGACGCUGGAGAUCUCUAGACUGGAGGAAGAGUUUCGGCUUUUGACAGAGGAGAACCAUACCCUCGUCAGCAUGUACACAGAGCGAACUCAGCAGCUUGCCACUCUGCGUAUACUCAAUCAGAAGAGGCAGGGUUCCUCCUGACCCUUGGCCUUUUGUGAAAUGCAGUUCAAAAUAGUGAACAUUAUACUAUGUGAGGGCAGCACAUUGGAAAGGGAGGAUUUCAUAUUAAGAAGAGUUUCCUUUGAGACGACUACAUCAGGUUUCACCAGCAAAAGAUGGAAAAUGGCUCUCUAGCACUUAUUGAUUGUAAUUAGAAUUCUAGGCAACUGUUUAGGUGAAUAAAGGGAUUUACAAUUGAAAAUAUCCAUUAAUGAAUAAUGGGUAUCAUUAUCUGUGUCAUGCAAUGCGUAAUAAAAAUGAAAGUGUGCUGAGUUAAUACCAAUCUGAGCAAAAAACACUGGUUUAAAGACUGGUUAAAGGGUCUGCACUGGAAACCAGAGGAUUAUCCAUACUGACUCCUAUAUGGACUCAGGUUUGGGUUUUGUAUGUUGUGUAUAUAUACGCAAUUAUACUGAAUAACUAGAAUUUUGACAUAAAUACAAAGCAACAGUUUGUUCUUUAAUGGUACUUUACUAUAAUCAUGUGUAGCCUAUAAACUCCAAUAAGCAUGUAUGCAAAAUGGUAACCAUGAAUUAAUUCACAAAAUGAAUAUGCAUAUUAUAAUAUGAUUAUGGUCAAAUGAAUCACAUCUAAAAUCAAUCAGUAAAUACAUAGAAAUAUAUAUAUAUAUAU